CGCCCAGCUCUCUAACGGACGGCUCCUGAGAGGCCUGGAGCGCUGGUUCGGGGGGUCGCUCUCGCGGGGUCUGCCGGGAUACUUCCUUGAGGGGGGGGGCGUGUCGUCAUGUCGCACAAACAGAUCUAUUAUUCCGACAAGUACGACGACGAGGAGUUCGAGUACCGGCACGUGAUGCUGCCAAAAGACAUUGCGAAGCUGGUCCCGAAGACCCAUCUCAUGUCUGAGUCCGAAUGGAGGAAUCUCGGUGUACAGCAGAGCCAGGGCUGGGUUCACUACAUGAUCCACGAGCCAGAGCCCCACAUCCUGCUUUUCCGAAGGCCCUUGCCAAAGAAGCCAGAAAAGUGACUCGUGGAUAAAAGUUCUCAGAAGUUUUAGAUGCAAGCACCUUUUUUAAAAAGUUUGACAAAUUUUAAAUUGUUUUUUAAAAGUUUGACAAAUGUUUUGCUACAUCUGUCGAAAGAAUGCCCCUGGAUGAGACCCACGUCCAGCCCAGCUUUCCUCACUUCAGAACAACUGUCUGUCAAAAGGGACUGAAUUGGCCGAGUAAACGGACUUCAUAACAGCUGAAACACAAUUUUUUUACACUGUCUUUCACAGCUGAUGGCUGCCGCUUUUUUACGGAAGCUGUCUAGUUUGGCUUUUUACAUCCAGGAAUUUCUCAGUGUGUUUCUCUGGUUGGAUUUCUUUUUAAUAUGUGUGUUCUAAAUCUUAUAUUUCAAGUUCUCCUUUUGGAACUUUUAAAGUUAUUUUAGAUAUGACUGUUCUUAUGGCUCUUUCAAUAAA
Molecule: messenger RNA, 786 nt
Organism: Gekko japonicus
Lineage: Eukaryota; Metazoa; Chordata; Lepidosauria; Squamata; Gekkonidae
Gene: CKS1B
Product: CDC28 protein kinase regulatory subunit 1B
Exons: 3
Coding region: 109-348 (79 amino acids)
Biological process (GO): regulation of mitotic cell cycle
Cellular component (GO): SCF ubiquitin ligase complex; cyclin-dependent protein kinase holoenzyme complex
Molecular function (GO): cyclin-dependent protein serine/threonine kinase activator activity; histone binding; ubiquitin binding
Source: RefSeq, a predicted model, not a curated record